This is a messenger RNA of Cyprinodon variegatus (sheepshead minnow), 1477 nucleotides long. Its product is annotated as protein LBH-like. Gene Ontology annotation, biological process: positive regulation of DNA-templated transcription. NCBI's taxonomy places the organism in Eukaryota, Metazoa, Chordata, Actinopteri, Cyprinodontiformes, Cyprinodontidae. Bases 370 to 834 code for a protein of 154 amino acids. The transcript is spliced from 4 exons. The record is from RefSeq and is a predicted model, not a curated record. Gene Ontology annotation, cellular component: nucleus.
CAUCCAGAGACAAAGAGAGAGACGAAAGGAAGGAAAGUUGAAGAAGGGAGAGAAGGGAGCACAUGUGGGCAGAUGGGAGGACAUAUCAACCUGGACCAAAGUAGCAAAGGGGUACAUUUGCUGACAUAGAGAGAUUAGAAAAUCACCCACACAGGGAUCUGCUGCUGGGCUCCUUGUUUUCCUAAAGCUUUGGAAGCCAAACUUUUUCCAGGCUUCGCCCUGGAGGCCACAAGCUCCUGUGAGAGGACAGCAGAGGGGGAAUGCUGUGGGAGCUGCUCACCCCCUCUUGCACCCCCUCUGGUGUCACCUUUGCUCAACGUGGAGGAGCCAAGCUUCACGACAGUGGAAGUGUGCCAAGAUGGAGAUACCAUGCAUCUGACCACUAAGGAAAGGGACAUGGAAGAGAUGAGUGAUCAAGAUCCGAACUGUGAUGAUAUGCAGAAGAAGGAACAAAGACUGCCCUUCCAGAUUUUCCCUGACCCAGUGGAGAUUGUCUUGGGCCCAGAGGCAUCUCUUAACAGUCCGGAUCGAGGAAAAGAGCGCCUCCCCUCCAUUGUUGUAGAGCCCACAGAGGUGAGUGAGGUGGAAAGUGGGGAGCUGCGCUGGCCUCCAGAGAACAUUGAGAUAGAGGACGAUGAGGAGGACCUGUUCCUGGAGCAGUGCAUCCCACCGGCCAACAUCGCUGACUGGGGAGAAGAGGAUGAGGAGGAGGAGGAGGAGACAUCACUAAUCCUGCAGCAGCAGCCAGGCCUGACACUCCUCGAUCUUCAAUCUGAUGCAUUUAGAGAUGACACACCAACACUUCCUCCCAACAGUGCCCCCGCCUUCAAUUGAGUUCAUUACCUCUGCUGAACCUGUGAGCAAAUAUCCUGAGAUGAAUUGUGACAAUAAUUGUUGAGAAAAAGAACACUACAAAAUAGCAAACAUGUCAAAGUGAUGAAAAAGUGUAUCAUAAAAAAGAAACACAAGAACAAAUGGCUAUGAGGACAUCUUGGAUCAGUUUUCUCAACUGUAAUGAUUUGGAUUUUAUUUUUAAAUCUGGGAACAUGAUUAUCGUGGCACAUGAAUAUACAAAUAAAAAAAACAUUUUAAAGAUAUUUUGCUGACAUUGAAGGUUUGUGUUUCAUUUCCUGUUUCAUGGCACAAAUUCUCAAAGGCUUUCAAUGAUGGAAAGGAGAAAAAAAAACUGACAUUGCAACAUUUUUGUUCCUUCAUUCAAGUUCUGCCCCUUCUCCUUUCACAAGUGGGUAAUUUUGAUAAAUCAUUUACAUACAUACUUUUCCAGAAUGUGGUAUUUAGUCAAUUAUUGUGAAGCUAGAUGCAUGCUACAGUCUACGUAACUAGAACCUGCAGAGGAGUUUGUUGGUUUUGUUUUAGUUUACAUGGGCUGGUUUGUUUACAUCAUCUAAUAAAACCAGUCUUAUACAAGAGCUACAUUUUUGAACAGGCUAAACUCUGAAAUAAUAUGUAAAUAUGA